AAGAAUAAACAUUUUAAUAUGAUGUAAACUCUCGACAUUGUGUAGAACGCGUAAAAAAUUGUCGAGUGACAGUGGUUCAAGAUGGCUGAGGUAGUUCUGACAAAGUGUUGUGUUUUAGACACUGAUUCACAAAAAGUUAAACUUUCGUUCAAGUUAGACCAUUACUCGAAGCUAAAAAAACGUGUUAUUUCAAAAUGUUUUUAUUUCUGUGGUCACACUUGGAAGUUACAAGUAACUAAAAAGGAUGGACAUCUUGGAAUGUUUUUACGUUGGUAUGGAAUGACCACAACCGAAGAGUAUCCAGAGAAAUUUAAUUGCAAAACUGUUUUAAAGUUUUCUGUUUUAAAUAAAUUUGAUCCUGAAAAUUCUGUAUCGGAGGGAACAUCGAAGAACUACGAUGUCUUUGAACAUCUUCAUGGAGGUAUUGGCUACAGUAAAAUUAUAAAAACAAGCGAAUUAGAGCAGAUAUCUGGGUACUUAUAUGAUGACAAAAUAUACCUGCAACUUCUUUUAAAAGUUAAAUCAACCACGUAUUGGGACACCAUUCAGUGUGAUAAUGUAGCUGAAGGUGAUCAUUUCACUGGAUUCAAAUUUCCAUUCUACGGUACAAAAUGGUCCGUUGUGUUUUUUCCUAAUGGCGAAAAAGAUGAAAGCAAGUCUGAGAAGAACGUUGAAGAGAAAAACGAUGAUCCAAAAGAGGAAUUAAAAAUGGCUUCAAUUUAUUUGAACAGGGAAGUAACUCCUAAGCACGAGCUUCUGCGUCACAAUGUGUCCUUUAAAGUUUCUGUGACUGGGGGUCAUACCUUUACGCUUGAACAGCAUUUUCAUAAUAAUGAUUCGAACACCUACGGGUCACCUUCCUUUAUGACGGUAGCUGCUUUAAAGGAAUUAACUUCUAGCAAUAUGGUGGAAGUGUCUGUUACGUUCUUAAAUAUCGUAGCAUAUUCAUAUUUUGCGUAUAAUUUUGAUGGUGAUGAUGAAGAGAAAAUUUCGUUUGAAGAAGGAUUUCACUUUCAUGAUCAUUGUAACAUUCCCUGGAAUUUUUCGUUAGGGCACAGUGCCCAAACGGGGGAUGAUCCGUUUUAUGCUUACCUACAGCUUUUUAAUAAAAAUACAGAGAAUGAAAGGCGAAAAGGAAAACAAAAAGAUCGAAUCUUUCAUGUAAGUUGGCUUGUUGAUAUCUUGAGUCCAACAGAUAUUGAAGAAAGUAUCACGUUUAUGUCGCAUACUAAAAGACAAGUUCGUGACGCGAUUUUCAGCGCCUCAAACCAGACCGAUGCUGUGGAAUUUCCGAUUUCCAUUGAUGAGAUGAGAAAAAGCCGCGAUUUAUUAGUUGAUAAUUUGGGGAACCUUUGCGUUCGAGUAUCGGUGUUGUGUUGUAACCAUGUCAAACAGAUCCCACCGGAGGAGAUCACGAAGCUAUACAAUGACAUCUGGCACUAUCGAAGUCAGAAAUGUAAAGAACAAAGAGAAGAGGUUAACAAGGAAGAACAAGGGGAAAAGUUUGACGUAAAUGUAAACGAAAAUGAAGUUCUUGUACAAUCACUUUUCGAUCAUAUUGAUUCUUAUGAGCGAUAUAUCAAGGAUCUGGAGAACAAUCCUUUGCAAGCAAAAGCGAUUCAUGAGGAGACGAGCACAUCAAUUCUAAAGGAAAAAAGUCGGCCAUCUUUAACAGACUGUGAGCACUUAGUGAUACUGGCCAAACAUGUAAAGAAGAUCAUCCAGACUUUACCGCUAUCGAUCGUAAAUAUUAUACCUGCUGGUGCGUUUGGCCACGGAACUAUUGUUGCUAACUUUUAUCAGUUAGACUUUAUUGUCCAACUUGCAGAUUAUACGGAACAAAGCAACCGCAUGCCUCUUCUUUUAAACAUCAUCAAAGAGAGGAUAAAAGAACAUUGCUCCACAAAUCCAUCUGAUAUGUCGAUCAAACGAUGUGAUUCUAACACACCUUUACUAUAUGCCCAUCGAUUUUAUGUAACCGGAAAUGCGUUGCUUCUUAAAUUGGGAGAAGUGAAUGUUACCAUUUUGUUGUCAAGAGCGUUAGAUUAUUACGGUAACUAUGAAGAUGUCUACAAAAAAGCGUCAAAAGCGAAAAAAUUGACCAUGCACAGGUUUAUUAUCAUAUCCUCUGAAAGGCAAACGGAGUUCAUUGAUCGACAAACAGAUUUAUGCAAAGAUUUAAUUUGUGUAGUCAAAGCGUGGUCAAACCGAAUAAAGUGGAAAGAUGCUGAUAGCAGGCCAAGUUCCUAUCUACUGUCCCUGCUUUUAAUUCACGCAUAUGAGAGCACGGAAAAACUCAGCAUAGCUAAAACACCAUCUUUCGAAAAAGAAGUACUCACGGAGUUUGGAAUUAACGUGUUAGAUGAAUAUUUAUACGUUGAGUGGAAUCACUUUUACAAUCCAGACGAUUAUCCUAUUAAAAGAGAAGAAACAUUUCGACAUCCUGUAAUACGUGAUCCCGCCUUACCGUAUCAUAACGUUUGUGACACUGGAAUCGGGAACUGGAAACAAUUCCGACAAGAAACAGAAGAUUGGAUUGUUUCGCUAGUUUAUUAACGAACGAAAAAACAUCUGUUGAUGGUAAAAAGCGUAAAUUAAAACUUGUCUAUUGAACUGCGAGUGAACCACGAAAAAAAAGGGGGUAAAACUUCAUGCUUAACAAUGACAACUUUUUUUCUUAAAUUCUAAAGAAAAAGACAGACAAGAACAAUGGACGAAAAGAUAGAGACGAUAUAAAUUUCUUUAAAGGGACUACGAAGAGAUUUAAU
Messenger RNA from Hydractinia symbiolongicarpus, 2768 nucleotides. RefSeq lists its product as uncharacterized. The record is from RefSeq and is a predicted model, not a curated record. Bases 82 to 2556 code for a protein of 824 amino acids. The transcript is spliced from 10 exons. Gene Ontology annotation, biological process: regulation of ribonuclease activity. NCBI's taxonomy places the organism in Eukaryota, Metazoa, Cnidaria, Hydrozoa, Anthoathecata, Hydractiniidae. Gene Ontology annotation, molecular function: protein binding; double-stranded RNA binding; 2'-5'-oligoadenylate synthetase activity. Gene Ontology annotation, cellular component: membrane; nucleoplasm; cytosol.